Hyalella azteca is the source of this 867-nucleotide messenger RNA. RefSeq lists its product as uncharacterized. NCBI's taxonomy places the organism in Eukaryota, Metazoa, Arthropoda, Malacostraca, Amphipoda, Hyalellidae. The record is from RefSeq and is a predicted model, not a curated record. Bases 1 to 867 code for a protein of 288 amino acids. The transcript has 4 exons.
AUGAUAGGCAAUGAAAAGAAUUCUGAAUGUGAUUUGCCGUGGUGGGAUGGAGCUCUCGACAACUGCAGGGCAAUUCAAGAAAAAUUUAUUGCUCAAAAAAGCAAAACACGAAGCUAUUGCGGUAAGAGGGCGGACUUUGCUGGGCCCAGCCAAAAAGUUCUGUCCUACUGCGUGUACGGAAAUUAUUCGAAGUACGCAUCGGGAUUUCCCAGCAUUUUAGACGCCAUUAAGAGAUUGUACCCGGGAUGGCUGGUUCGGUUGUACACCGAACCUACGAAGUAUGUCAACGAGCUAAAGCCCCUCAUGCAACAGCACCCGCACUUGUACGUGUGCGACGUGAGCAACUUAGCGGGUGACAUCCCCGACGUCCGCAGGACCGAUUCCAUGCUGUGGAGAGUAGCGGUCUUGGGUGACGAGACAGUCGACGUGUUCCUGGUUCGAGAUAUAGACGCAGAGAUGUUAGACCGUGAAGUGGCAGCCGUGCAUGAGUUCUUGAAGUCAGGAAAGAUGCUGCACAUAAUGCGCGAUACUUCAUCGCAUGGCGUGCCAAUUCUCGGUGGCACUUACGGUGUGAACCAGGCAGCCUGUGACCGCUCGCUCCUAAAUCGCAUCCGCGGCCAAGUUCUUGACCAACCCAAGAAAUCGUACGACCAGUCCGUGCUGCAAACGUACCUAUACCCCAAGCUGGUUCACAGCUCCAUCGCCCACGAUAGCUUCACCUGUCAAAACUUCCCCUCAUCUGUGCCAUUCCCAACCCAGAGAAAGGACGGCAAGUUUGUCGGCAACAGGAGGUACAGAAGUGAAUUCUCGGACGAUAUGGUUAAGAUCGAGUGCCCUGUUAAAUGCCUGUCUCUUAUACACAUCUAG